AUGCCUCUCUCUCUCCGUCUCGCUCCAUCUCCUACGGCUUUAGCUUCAUCCACCGGUGGAUUUGGUCCCGUGAAGAAGAAGCAGUGCCGCAUCCCUUACUCCGGCUUAGCCACAACGAGGAUUGGUCUCUGCUCAUUGGAUUAUGGUAAAAGGGUAGAUUCCUCUGUGGUGAGGUGUAGCUUAGAGACAGUGAACGUCAGUGUUGGUCAAGUGACGGAAGUGGAUAAGGAUACGUUCUGGCCCAUCGUUAAAGCCGCCGGUGAAAAAAUUGUCGUACUUGACAUGUACACUCAAUGGUGUGGACCAUGUAAAGUGAUUGCCCCUAAGUACAAAGAUUUAUCCGAGAAGUACGAGGACGUUGUGUUUUUAAAGCUUGACUGCAACCCUGAAAACAGGCCAUUAGUAAAGGAGCUAGGGUUAAGAGUGGUUCCAACUUUCAAAAUCUUUAAGGAUAAUAAAGUCGUCAAGGAAGUUACGGGUGCCAAAUAUGAUAAUCUGGUCGAAGCCAUUGAAACAGCUAGGUCUGCUGCUGGUUCUUCGGGAUGA
Messenger RNA from Eruca vesicaria subsp. sativa (arugula), 546 nucleotides. Lineage: Eukaryota; Viridiplantae; Streptophyta; Magnoliopsida; Brassicales; Brassicaceae. The record is from the annotation of a GenBank genome assembly.